AGGCAAUCAAGCUCCGAAUUAGCCCACCUCCCUGGAGACAGUCCAGACUCCCGUCAGAGGCAGAGGUCGAGAUAAGGUUGAAGCAUGGGGGGAUGGAGGGGGAGGACGGGAUAAGCGGAGAAGUCUGGGUUGGGGUCUAGAACAGGGGACGGCACGUACCUGGGGCGCGGGAAGGAUUUCCCUCCCGGCCGUAAGGCAGGCCAAGGCAGGCCAAGGCAGGGAGCACAUCGCACAUCAUCACAACGGCGUCUAUGCCAAUUGGUUAGAACUGCAUUGGCGGCGAUCUGUGGACUGAUGGUCUGUGUGGCCUGUGGACAUGGCGGGGAACGGUGACAGCCGAAAGGCUUGUUCAAGGAGUGACAGGGCGCUACCGAAGCUUAGCUUGGACACUGGAGAAUUUAGAAUGGAGAUUACGGAUGGCCACAGUUUAGGGGGCACGGAGGAUCUACUAUCUCAACCGGCGCUCGCAAGAGAAAGGAGAAAUGGGCAACGGCGGCAGCAAUAUCGGACGACCGGUUAAUUUAGAGUUUGUCGCCAUCCAUGCCCCGACCGUGAUACCGCAGAAAUAUGGCAGAGAUACGGCAGAGAUACGUAUCUCUACGUCUCUACGCCGAGGAGAUAGAGAAAGAGAUUACGCGACCAUAUGAGUGAGUUUCCAUUCCCCUAUAGGUCCCUCUCGUCCCUUCUGUCUCCGACAUUCUUCAGGUUCCAGGCGACAACUUGCUCUUGCUCUCCCUUGCUCCUGCCACAAGCACCUUCUUCCCCUGCUCUCUUCCUUCCUUCCUUCCUUCCCAUCUUAGGUUGCGUUCUUGCUUCCUUCCGCGGCGCUCACGAGGUCUCUCUGGCCGACUCCGGUUACGGAACCCUCUCCUCAUCCUCUCUCUGGCUCUCCACUCUCCCCUCUAAGCUCCUUACCUCACUCAUUCCCGUCAGUUCCACCUUUUCACCUCACCUCUACACGCCAUCACAACCUACCCCGGCCCCCGUACCGACGACGGUUGUGCCUCGUCUCCUUCGACUACUCCUCCGUCCUAGACAUCCUUACCUAGCCUCAUCUUCUCGUCUUUGCCUGGUCCACCAAUCUACUCAGCGUCGGGUAUCUGCCUGCCAUGACGGCCGCCAACGACAUGUCCGAGGCCAAGGAGCCUGUCAGUUUCGCUACCACUGUUGAGGGCGAAAAGAUCAAGCUCUCCGACACCAACUCUUCCGAACAGCUUCCCGCGAGCCUGAAGGAGACGGGGCGCGAGUUUGAUGUGACCGAGUCAGAUCUCCUUGAGGCUAAGCACCUGGCUGCCACCUUCACGCUGGACAAGACUAUCGCUAUGAUGAAAAAGGUGCACAAGCAACACGCCAGCGACCCCAAUUUCCCCAUCGAGAUCAUCAACCACAUUGACGAGUUCCUUGGGCACGAGGCCGACUUGGUCGCCAACCCCCAAAAGUAUGAGCAUCUGAUUGAAGAGAUGAAGAUUGAGGCUGCUCUCAUGACCAACAAUUCACCCUAUACCGAAGUGCGAGCAGUCGUGGACAACCAUGAUGACCCAUCGCUACCCGUAUCAACCAUCCGUGCCUGGGGCAUAGGUGUCUUGUUUGCUAUCUGCAUCUCCUCCAUCAACUCCUUCUUCGACAUUCGUCUCCCGGCUGUUAGUAUCAGCGGAACCGUCGUCCAGCUGCUGGCCUACCCCUUUGGCACCUUCUUGGCACGCGUGCUCCCCGACAAGGGAAUCACCCUCUUCGGCGUUCGUCACAGCCUGAAUCCAGGACCUUUCAACAAGAAGGAGCACAUGCUUAUCACCAUCAUGGCCAGCGUCGCCAAGAGCGUUCCUUAUACCAACUACAUUGCUUGGAUUCAGGUUCUCCCCCAAUACUUCGGACAGGAAUGGGCCCGCAGCAUUGCCUACCAGCUCCUCAUUGGCCUCUCGACCAACUUCAUCGGGUACGGGCUGGCCGGAAUCUGCCGCCGUUUUCUGGUCUACCCUGCUUUCUGCGUCUGGCCAACAUCUUUGGUGACCAUCGCGCUCAACUCUGCGUUCCACGACAAGGAGUUGGAGAAGACAACCAUCGAGGGCCCGUUCAAGACUCGCUGGACCGUGUCCCGAAUGAAGUAUUUCUGUUGGCUUUGCGGGGCCAUGUUUGCCUACUUCUGGCUUCCCAACUACCUUUGCGGCGCCCUGACUUACUUCAGCUGGAUGACCUGGAUCUCGCCACAAAACGUUCAUCUGGCCAGCAUCACGGGUGGCCAGACAGGCCUCGGGCUGAACCCGCUGCCAAGCUUGGACUGGAACGUCUUUGCGCUUGAUCCUUUGAUGGUGCCCUUCUUCUCUACCUUCAAUUACUUCUUCGGGGCAUUCCUGUCCAUGUUCGUCAUCAUUGGCCUUUACUACACCAACACCUACUACACGGCCUACCUCCCCAUCAACUCAAACCGGCCUUUCGACCACUUCGGCCACAUUUACAAAGUCAGAUCUAUCGUGGAUGACAAUGGACUCUUUGACGCCAAGAAGUAUGAAGCAUACUCGCCUCCUUACCUGGCUGCAAGCAACGUGGUCGUGUACACGUUCUUUUUCGCCUUGUACGCUGCGACGGUGACUUAUGCCGCUCUCUACCACCGCCUGGAGAUAAAGCUCGGCCUGAAUGAGUUGUGGCAAAGAGCCAAGUUCACCAUGCGAAGGUUGAGGUCCAAAAAUGCACGCGGCGAAGAGUCGACCGAAGAGGAUGUGGACCUUCUUGAUGUCCAUAAUCGGCUCAUGCGCGCCUACCCCGAAGUCCCACAAUGGUGGUAUAUGACGUGCUUGGCCUUUGCCAUCGCCGUCGGUAUGGUUGGCGUCUCCUUGUGGCCGACGAACACGACACCGUUUGUGGUGUUGUACGGCAUCGCCCUAUGUCUCGUCUUCGUCGUCCCUAUUGGUAUCAUUGCGGGCAUGACUGGUGUGGAGGUCACGCUGAACGUCAUUGCGGAAUUCAUCGGUGGUGUCUGGAUGGAGGGCAACGCGAUUGGCAUGUGCUUUUUCAAGUCGUACGGAUAUGUCACCUGCGCCCACGCUAUAGCGUUCAGCAGUGAUCUGAAGCUUGCCCACUACGUCAAGAUUCCACCCCGGUUUACCUUUUGUGCCCAGAUGGUCCCUACGCUGGUUUCGACUUUGAUCAGCGUCGCGAUUAUGCAAUACCAAACCCGCAUCGAGAAUGUGUGCACUCCGGAUGCACCAUUCCGUUUCCUCUGCCCAGGCGUCAACACGUUCUUCACGGCAGCUGUCUUCUGGGGCACGGUCGGUCCACGAAAGAUUUGGGGUGUCGGUGGCCAGUAUUCGAUGACGUUGUUGGGAUUCCCGUUUGGCUUCCUUGCGGUCAUGUUGUUUUGGUACUUGAACAAGAAGUGGCCCAAGAGCGUCAUACUCCGCAAUGUCCACCCAGUGGUCAUGAUGAGCGGUGCCCUGAACUGGGCGCCGCUCAACUUGGCCUACAUGUGGCCUGCUGUCCCGGUGGGUGCAUUUUCGUGGUUGUUUGUGAAGAAGCGUUACUUGGCCUUCUGGUCAAAGUACAAUUAUGUGACUUCUGCUGCGUUUGGGUGCGGCAUUGCUAUCAGCGGUGUCGUAACCUUCUUCGCAGUGCAGCUGUGGGGCUUCCAGGUGAACUGGUGGGGAAACGAUGUGUUGAAUACCGGUUGCGACGCCGAAGGGACUUGUACUCUGCUGAAUUUGACCGACGGCGAGUACUUUGGUCCAAGAUUGGGCGAGUUCAGCUGAGAGUCGAGAGAGCCAGAUGCCGACAGGACGGGGCGGAUUCGCCUCUCUCUUUUUGUUUUGUUCAUGAACGCAAUGCAAUGGCUUACGGUUACAACAAGGCGGGACCUUUGAAUUCUCUGGGUGCAUAUUUGCGGGUUGCGCGAAGCGGACAUUCGAGUUGAUGGCGAGCAGGGCAGUGUAUGAUGAGAUGAACCCAAAUCAAAUAGCUUUUAUCAUAUUCCUAUCAGACUCAUGUGGAGAAAUGGACAAGGAAGCUUACG
Molecule: messenger RNA, 4000 nt
Organism: Podospora bellae-mahoneyi
Lineage: Eukaryota; Fungi; Ascomycota; Sordariomycetes; Sordariales; Podosporaceae
Exons: 5
Coding region: 1110-3740 (876 amino acids)
Biological process (GO): transmembrane transport
Cellular component (GO): plasma membrane
Molecular function (GO): oligopeptide transmembrane transporter activity
Source: RefSeq, a predicted model, not a curated record